CCGUCCAACAUGCAAAUCGUGUCCCUGUUGCUACUGUGAUUUUGGUUCUUAGUAAGUCCUCAGCACACCCGGUGGCAACAUGCCUCUGACGACAAUGUUCUGCUUCCGGCUCACGGUCCGGUUAGGUGCAAUAAUUGUUGGAGGAUGCUGUAUUCUGGAAACACUCAUCACCAUGAUUAUGCUGACGGCAUUGGGCAGUGGGUCGUUCUUGCGGGCGGAGGCGCUUCACUACGAAGCCAAUAUGCAGCUCUACAAUCCGCAUGCCAUCUUCAUUUGGUUCAUUCGAAUGUUCAAAACGAAGCCGGAUUUGUCGUUCGUGAUCAUAAUGAGCACCAUGGGACUGUACCUGCCCUGCUGUGUAGCAAUGAUGGCGGGAGCAUUUUACAUGAAACGUUAUCUGCUAGUUCCGUUCAUCGUGGUUGAACUGGUGCGCCUGGUUACGCUUACCCUUACACACGUGAUUGGAAUGAUAGUGAUUAAAAAAUCGAUAAAUGUAGGCUACCUGAUAGCGCUCACGAUAUCCGGAGGUUUCUCGUUGCUGCUCCUGUUUUACCUGUGGGCGUGCGUGGUGGCCUUGUUUCAAGUUUUGAAGAUCGUCCGCUCGCCAGAGUACAUCGCCGUGUUUGGCGACAAUCCACUGGCUCCGGUGGUGGCCGAAGGGUCGCCGACGUUCAAGCCACCGCUGCCAGAUAACCCUGCCACCCAGCUGCAGUACACCAGGAAGGAACACCAACCGAAGCUCGCGAUACCCUUGCCAAUGGCCCCGUUCAGCGGGGCCAACAUGCUGCUGGAUGAUUUCCGCGCGCUGCACAGUCGCUAUUCUUACAGCUGGGCCAUUUGAGCAGCGCCUACA
Messenger RNA from Anopheles aquasalis, 853 nucleotides. RefSeq lists its product as uncharacterized. The record is from RefSeq and is a predicted model, not a curated record. Lineage: Eukaryota; Metazoa; Arthropoda; Insecta; Diptera; Culicidae.